CUCGCUCGCCACGUUUGUUCGUAGGCCAGGUACGCUUCACUCAGGUAAGUACCGUUCGUUCAGCUACGUCCGACACCAGUCACGCCACAACCUUCGCUGUGUCAAGUGUACGGAGUCGAGACCGAAAGGACCGACUGAAUCGUUCUACCCAACAACGAGCGUCUUUUUUUCGUUGAAAUUCAUUCUCAAAGACGCAUUACAUCCGGACGAUUCGUUCUCAUCGAUAACGUGCUUUUGAAUCUAGAGGAAUAAAGAAGAAGAAAUAAUCGCAUCGUUUCCUGACAGAGAAAGAGACAGAGAUUCUGAGGAUGAUGUGGCUACUAUCUAGAACAUGGCUCCUCUUUCUUUUGCUGGCAGUUGGUCGUUGUGAGACAGAGGAUGAACACGACAUGUCUAGCGCUUUUAUCGAAGCUGCCAAGUCUUUUCUUACGAAUAGAGAUGCCGUUGGUGGACUUCAGAAUGUAGCGAGUGCUUUCGUACAAUCGGAUGUGGGCAAACAGAUCAGUGACACGCUGACAGGAAGUGACAAAUCUGGUGAGAGUGGAAUUGGCGAGAUACUUUUGAAAGUUGGUGAUAUGUUAGCAAAUGAACGAAAUGAUCAAAAUGAUAUAUCUUGGGAUUCCUUAAUGAAUACAUUCUCUUCGAUGAGUGGAUCUUUCGAUAAAAAAAGGUCUACCAGAGAUACAGAUGAUAGCAAAGAAGAACAGAACUUUAACUUCAAGAACAUAAUCAAUAUCGGUAAAAUGUUAUUAGGACAACAAGAAAAUGGUGAAGCUCUUUUAGGUUUCUUACCUAUGAUCAUAGAUAUUUUCAACAAUGGCGGAGAAUCAACAGGUUCCUCGAAGAAAUAUGAUCAUUCUGGACAUUCUUGGUUCUUACCACCCAUUUUGGAAAAUCUUCAUGUUAUGUGGAAUCACUUUAGUAAUUCCGAGUUAGGUCAUGCCAUUUGGAAAAAGAGUGGCCUGUCGGCAUUUGUCGCUCAAAUGUCAGACGAGAAUGGUAAUAUAGAGUACGAAAAGAUACUUGGAAGUUUUGAAAAUCCUUCUUUACGUCGGCGUUGGAUCAAAUUGUCAACGAAUUUUGUAGCAGAAUGGAUCGCUCACGUGUCCGAUCCAUCGACAAGACAACGUUACAUGACGACCAUCCAAUUUGUUGGGAACAGUUUCCUCAAAUCUCAGGGAUAUCCAAGAUCUGUCAUGUUCGACGCUAACAAGCCAGCUGAGAGUAUUUCUAGGUUGGUAAACGUUGCUGCUAGGAAACAUUUGAAUAUGAAGAUAGACAGCAGUCAAUACGUUGGACCAGCGAUCGCUUAUAUUCAGGAACUCGUUAAUUUAGCUUCUGAAAAAGGUUUCAUAAUGUCAAGAAUAAGUGCCAGAGAACUCAGUAAUAAGCUAAGCAAUACGAUUAAUAACGAUAUCGUAGAACCCAUUCUAAGAUCUCAUCGUGCAUACAAAUGGGCGAUCAAACAUCCACAAUGUGCGACUCAAAUACUUUGUACUCUCAACGAAAAGAAUGAAAACGAUGUACCGAUGUUACGUACUUCGAUCACGAAAGUCUUAAGCUUCCCAACAGCCUGGAUUAUCAGUAAUAAAAUAAAUAUCAACUUUUGGACACUUUAUGGAUCUCUAAUGGAUCACAGUGAAUGUAUUAUGAAAUAUCCAGCUAAUUGUACGUCAUUUCACGAAGAAGAAAUCAGAGUAACUACUGAAAAUAUAGAACACAACGAACUAUGAGAAUUUCGUGAUAUACGUGUAAAAACUUUUUUUCCCUGAUAUCAAAGAGACGUUAAUAAAAAUCAAGGUCUUCGCUGUGUGCCAGUGAAUGUUUACAGGUUACAAUGAUGUUUAAUAAUAUCGUUUGUAUGUAUGUACAUACGAGGAAGUUGCCGCGAUAAUACGAUAAUAAUCGUGAGUGUUUUAUAUAACAUACGAAUAAUAAUAUCUUUUAGAUAACGUGAGUAGCUACUUGUGCAAUGUACGCUUUCAUUUGUGUACUGUUUUUUUUUCUUCUUUGUUUUGAUUCCAAGUAAUACAGUGUACAGUUACAAAAGCGAGAAACUUGUAUCAAUCAAUAAUAUUCGUUGAAAAGGAUUUAUAUAUCGGAUUUGAAUCAAGAGCGGGUUAAUAAUUAUCAUCUCAUACAUUCUUAUAUCUUUCAUUCAUUUUUUCCACAACGAUGUGAAAAUUAUUAACUUAAUUCAAUUAGAAAAUAUAUAGAUAUACAUACCUAUAUAUAUAUAUAUAUAUAUAUAUAGUUUGUUCUUUUUAAUUUGUUUAUCAAACUUAUUGCUAGUUCGUAUUCUUCGUAAGUAAUUGAAUGCGCGUUUGUCAUAAUUUUUUGUUGACAUAGAAGCAAAAAAAUUUGAUCGUCGAUCAGACGAGAAUGUUGAAGUGAUCGAAGUGGACUUACGAAUAAUAGCAUUUUGUGAAUGUUUUCUUGUAAAUAUUAGAUAAAAGCAAUGAAUAAAACAUGACUGGAAUGUACAAGCUGUACAGAUCGGAGAA
Messenger RNA from Vespa mandarinia (Asian giant hornet), 2504 nucleotides. RefSeq lists its product as uncharacterized. The record is from RefSeq and is a predicted model, not a curated record. NCBI's taxonomy places the organism in Eukaryota, Metazoa, Arthropoda, Insecta, Hymenoptera, Vespidae.